Molecule: messenger RNA, 1854 nt
Organism: Gasterosteus aculeatus aculeatus (three-spined stickleback)
Lineage: Eukaryota; Metazoa; Chordata; Actinopteri; Perciformes; Gasterosteidae
Product: C2 calcium-dependent domain-containing protein 4C
Source: RefSeq, a predicted model, not a curated record
GCAGUUCUUUCCUCAGAAGGUGGACAUAUCAAGAACUAAGCAGCCAAAGAAAAAAAGGUCAGACUCAACUACAAAGUCAUCACAUUGCAUCAAAAGAAAAGAACCAUGUGGGUGUUUGAGAAGCUCAGUCAGAGCAUGGAGACCAUCCCUCUGGAGCUGCGUCAUUACCUGAGGAGGAAUGAGAAGGACGUCUCUCUUCCUUCUAAAGGCAGCCUCUCUCACCAUCUGCACAGUAACGUCCUCACCCCAGACACCAUCCCAGAGUUCUGCUUGCCUCCCAGGCUUCGCAAGAGAAGCCCGCCGCUGGAAGCUGAGGCAGCGUCACCUCAUCUGCACCGUCGGUUACAGAUGCCCAGCAGCAGCACACGUGCAAAGACAAAAGAUGCAAAGGGGAAGGACGGCGACGCGUCCGUGGCUUGGAAAGCUACGAAAAAACCUUUGCCGUUCUGUGCAGAGGGGUAUGGCCUGGCCGGGGUACACGAGAGCCCCAACACGCGAAGGAAAGAGUCUCUGUUCCACUCAAAGUGCCCGAUUUAUACUUUUGAUAGAAGCCUUCCUACUCCCUUACCGAGGCCAGCAAAGGCAACAAACCUGCCCAAGAAAACUUCCUCUGGGGUUUUCCCUCUUUUUCCAUUCAAGAGCGUGUCAGAGACAGAAAGCACAGGAAGGGAAACACCUUCUUCCACGGAAUCCUCUCCCCUCAGCUCUGCUUAUACUGCUAAAUCCUCCCUGUACUUCCCCCCAGGCAGCAGACGACUCAAAGGAGCAAUGUCCUGUCCUUCACUGAAUGACAGGAGGCUGGACAGAGGGAAGUGGGAGACGGUCGGGUUAAGUUUAACAAAGUUGCCUGGUAGCUUUCCAACCUUAAAAGGAAGUUCAGCCACCUUAGCCCCACCUGUCCUCGUCGUCCCGUUGGAUGUUGUGAAGUGCCAGGAGGCACAUCGGCAUGAGCAUGUACUUCCUUUGCAGGGCCGUGGUAAGGUGCGCCUGUUCGCUGAGCAGAGCACCUUCUCCGCCAAUACGUCCCCGUUCCUUUCCACAGUCAGAGUCUUUGUGGGUUCUGUGGAAGGUCUAUGGAACGAGACGGAGCGACAACACCUGAACUGCGCAGUAAAUCUGAGCCUGACCCCGGGGAAGCUUCAGCAACAGAAGAGCGCCACCAUCAGUAACUGCCGACGGCCAGUGUUCAAUGAAGAUUUCUUCUUUACAGAGCUCAGUGGGGAGGAUCUGCUGGAACUGCAGCUCAGGUUAAAAGUGGUGUAUAAACCUGCAGCUGGCUCACUGAGGAGAGGGACAGUGAUUGGAAUGACAACCGAACCACUGUUUCAGUUACUACACAAAACUCAUUGUGUAGUCUGACGGGAAGACGGCACAUAAUAUGUAACUAGUAUAAAGUGUAUAAAAUAAAAAGUUUGUAUGGAGGGACAUUCAUGUAUUUUGCGUGGCCAUAUGAGCAUUGUGUUUUUUGCAGCAUGUUCUUAUUAUGCUUCCUUGUUCUCGGACAAAACAUACAUAUCAUAAUGUUUGUGAUCUUUUUGUCAAAAGUUAUUUUAUUUGUGGUCUCCCAUCUGUAAAUAACCUUCAUUAGGUACAGAUUCUACAAAAAACUAACAUAAGGUAACUAUUUACACUUUCACUUAACACAUGAAAAAGAACAUUUAGCAGCUUUCACACUCUCUGUGAACUGUGUCAAUGUAGUCAAUGUGGUUUCAUACCCCAGAGAUACCUUAAUCGUUAUAUUGUCGCGUACACAAGCCUAAAUCAGUACAGGUUCUGUGUGAUUGACAGGGGCUGACAGCCAACGGGAACUGUUGUAUUCGUCAUGUGUCAAUAAAGUUUCACCCCUUUGCAUUA